This is a messenger RNA of Funneliformis geosporum, 162 nucleotides long. NCBI's taxonomy places the organism in Eukaryota, Fungi, Glomeromycota, Glomeromycetes, Glomerales, Glomeraceae. The record is from the annotation of a GenBank genome assembly.
AUGAUACUAAGAGAACAAAAAAGAGUUUGUUAUGCUAAGAGCUCACCAGGGAUUAAUUCGCUGAAAUUAGAUUACAAAGAAUUUGAGGAUUGGAUACAUCAACCUGAUGAUGAUUUAACAGCUGUAAUAGAAAAUGAUAUAGAUGAGUUCUUUUUAUAUUAA